UAGGCUUGAUUUAGUGGUCAUUAAAUUACCCCUCUCAUUCAGUGACAAUCAGUUAAGCUCCUAGAAGACACUCAUUGUUUGGAUAAAUUAUGUCCCAAUUUUCUCUCUGCUUUUGGUUGGAGCCUUAAUUUUCAACUAAAUUUUAGUUCAAAACACUUCUUGUGCUUGGUUUAUAGGCAAGAGAAGAUCUUUAAUGUUCCCAUGAAGCUAAAUGGAGAUAGAGUUCUGGAUUAUUCUCAGUCUUGACUCCGAAAAAUUAUAGUCCUUUGAUUAGCAAGGAAUAAUUUUAAAAGUUAUUUGGUUUGAAUGUGGGUGUCACUAUGCUUAAAAUUAUAUUUCCCUUCGAUUGUAACUCUUUAGAUUACCUAAAAUUGUGUGAAAUUAGGUGGAGCCUUUGUAGUUGUUCCAAGAUCUUGAAGUAUUGAGCCUCAGUCUCUUAUAUAACUCAUAGAAAUAGGCUCAAAUGAAAACUCAGAAUUGCCCAACCACAAAUUUUGUAAUAAAUGAGCCACAGUUGACCUCUCACUAAUCUCUGAUGGUGUGAAGCCCCGCUUAAGUCUGCAAUAAAGCUUGCAAGUGUAAUUCCUCCAAGAGAGAUCUGGGAGUUUGGUUCUUGAAUCUCUAUUGGGUAACAUUG
Molecule: messenger RNA, 637 nt
Organism: Moneuplotes crassus
Lineage: Eukaryota; Ciliophora; Spirotrichea; Euplotida; Euplotidae
Source: the annotation of a GenBank genome assembly